AUCGCCUCGGCGUCCCUUUCAAAUCUCGCGGCACGACCCGGGAACCAAUCGCCUCGCUCGCCCUCCGACCCGGAAGCAGAGCGGGCGCUCGCCGCGGCCGCCCUUGGUCAUGAGAGUGGUACCCAGGUCGCCUCCCCUGCAUUAGUUUUGUGACAGCCAAUAAAAGAACAUUUUGAUCCUCACCACUGCUCAAGCUUUGGAAUACAAGAUGAAGCAAGACGUUACAAGAAACGCUGCCUAUACGGUGGAUUGUGAAGAUUAUGUGCAUGUGGUAGAAUUUAAUCCCUUUGAGAGUGGAGAGUCGGGAAACCUGAUCGCAUAUGGCGGCAGUAAUUAUGUGGUUGUUGGCAUGUGUAUGUUUCAGGAGGAAGGAACAGACACUGAAGGAAUUCAGUACAAAACACUACGAACAUUUCACCAUGGAGUCCGAGUUGAUGGCAUUGCCUGGAGCCCAGAGACCAAGCUUGAUUCGCUGCCUCCCGUAAUCAAAUUUUGUACGUCAGCCGCUGAUAUGAAGAUUAGAUUAUUUACUUCAGACCUUCAAGAUAAAAAUGAAUAUAAGGUUUUGGAGGGCCACUCGGAUUUCAUUAAUGAUUUGGUGUUUCAUCCCAGAGAAGGCCAGGAAAUCGCGAGUGUGAGUGACGACCAUACCUGCAGGAUUUGGAGCUUGGAAGGAAAGCAGACAGCUCAUUUUCUUCUUCAUUCUCCUGGAAUGAGUGUAUGCUGGCAUCCUGAGGAAACUUUCAAGCUAAUGGUCGCAGAGAAGAACGGAACAAUCCGGUUUUAUGAUCUAAUGGCCCAGCAGGCAAUUUUAUCUCUUCAGUCAGAACAGACACCAUUAAUGUCAGCACACUGGUGCUUGAAAAACACCUUCAAAGUUGGUGCUGUUGCAGGAAAUGAUUGGAUUAUCUGGGAUAUCACUCGGUCCAGUUAUCCUCAAGAGACAAGACCUGUCCACAUGGAUCGCGCACACUCGUUUAGGUGGUCUGCCAUUAGUGAAAACCUGUUUGCAACCACUGGAUAUCCUGGCAAAAUGUCCAGUCAGUUUCAGAUUCAUCAUUUAGGACACUCUCAGCUCUGACAAAACAAAACUCCAAUGUUGUUUUGAAGUCCAGAAACGAAGCUCCAAGAGGAAAUGUGGAUGCUGAGCCGCUAGGAUCGGUCUAAAUAACUGCAUGAAGCUAUGAUUCAAAGUAACCUGACUGCUUUCAGAAGUCCAGGUGCUGAGUCACCUACAGAAAAAGCCAGGAGAGGUUAAUGAAAAGCAGCUGCAUUUCUUACAACAGACCUUCCCUUUAAAGGUGGGCAGAGCUAAGCAAAGGCUGGCGACUGAGGCCUGCUGAGUUUCUCCACACAAAUGGCGGGUCUGAUGCUGAGUUCAGAUCUCCAGAACCAUUUAAACUAGUUCAUCCUCAGCUGCUUGCCUUGCCUUGCCUUGCCUUCAUGAGAGAAGCCUCAAUAAAGGCUAUGGUGCUGUCUUGUCUCCUGAACAAGGUCUAGCAUUUCCCUUAACUGCAUGACACGGCAUCUUGUCUCCAUUUUUUGCUUGGGAUGAAUGCAGAAAAUACCUCUCCCUAGAGCAGAGUUAGCAUUGCCACAGCAUUGAUAUGAGCUGCUAGAACAUUGCCAAAGAUGUGUCUGUUGGAAUCACUCUCGAAAGAAUUAUGUCUCCUUUAAGGUGCUGGAGGCCAGGGAACUUUGACUCUCUGACAAGUGUGAGACCCUUCCCUGGUGCUUUGGCUGCCUUGAGCAGAAAAAACUGUCAGCUAAGCAGCCCACUGGAUCACCCUCCUGCCAGCAGUGGCCACUCUGAGGAGGCUAACCAGUAACCACAGCUGCUUGCUAUUGUAUUAAAGGCCCUGUCCCAGUCGUGAUUGUUUUAAACAUCUCAAACAGACCUUUGUGCCUUCAAAAAACCCCUGGUCAACUGGAGGUUCAGUUAUUUUUCAGCCCAAAGCAAAGGAGCCAUAGUGCCCCAAAUGGCGCGGCAGAUGGUCUCUGACCGGUGUACGCCCUGUUGGUCAUUUCUAUGGUAAAUGCAUGCAUGCCCUUUCUAAUGGUAGAAGCACACUGUUGGGCUCACUUUCUGAGUUAGCCAGAAGACUACCUCUUGUAUUGCCCUGCGAUGUGCAACCUGAAGACCUUAGGAGGUUUCUCUAGAGAGGUCUUUCCUGGCCUGAGUUUGAUUUCUCACCCUUAGCAGAGUGAAGGAAGGACAGCAGCAGACGCUUCAGCAGGGGACAGUGGUGCUGGGGAGCUCCCGAGAACAGCCGUGGCAGAAAUGGUACAGGAUGAGUUGGGCAGAAGCAAAGAAAAUGAGGGCCGAGAAGAACUAGAGACUGGGCACUUCAGGCUUCGCUUACUGGAGGACUCCCAGAGAUUAUCCAAGCCUAAAGACCAAGAUCCUAACACCCUGGGCUCAAGAGCUGUGACUCUGGACGUUCACAGCCUGUAUGAGAGAGCAGCACUAGAAGAUGUCACAUCACUUCUGCUUGCUGCUCGCUGAAGCCAAAGGUGACAACUGACAGGGCUGCUGGUCCUUAAGCCCCAGAGCUAUAAGCCUUCAGCCAGAAGGAGCUAUAAGCCUUCAGCCAGAAGGAGCUAUAAGCCUUCAGCCAGAAGGAGCUAUAAGCCUUCAGCCAGAAGGAGCUAUAAGCCUUCAGCCAGAAGGAGCUAUAAGCCUUCAGCCAGAAGGAGCUAUAAGCCUUCAGCCAGAAGGAGCUAUAAGCCUUCAGCCAGAAGGAGCUAUAAGCCUUCAGCCAGAAGGAGCUAUAAGCCUUCAGCCAGAAGGAGCUAUAAGCCUUCAGCCAGAAGGAGCUAUAAGCCUUCAGCCAGAAGGAGCUAUAAGCCACUGGUCUGUGAAUCCAGGCUAUAGGACUUGGGUGCUGUGGUAGUUUAAAUAGGUUUGGUCCACAAAGAUUCAUGCGUUUGAGCACUUGGCAUAGGGAGUGGCACUAUUAGAAGGUGUGGCCUUAUUGGAGGAGGUAUAUCACUGUGUGGGUGGACUUUGAGGGCUCCUAUGUUCAGGCUCCAUCAAGUGGGGAAUCUGAUCUUUCACCUAGCUGCCUUUGGUUCAAGAUGCAGAGCUCUUGGCGCUUCCAGCACCGUGUCUGUCUGCAGGCUGUUAUGCUUCCAGCCAUGAUGAUAAUGGACUGAACUUCUGAAACUGUAAACCAGCCCCAAUAAAUGUGUGACUUUAUAAGA
Molecule: messenger RNA, 3204 nt
Organism: Rattus norvegicus (Norway rat)
Lineage: Eukaryota; Metazoa; Chordata; Mammalia; Rodentia; Muridae
Gene: Nup37
Product: nucleoporin 37
Cellular component (GO): nuclear pore outer ring; nuclear pore
Source: RefSeq, a predicted model, not a curated record